AUGUCUCCAGUUUCCAAGGAAGGAUAUCUUUGGACCCCUCAUGGGUCCACAGAAGGCCUACCAACAGACGCUGUACUAAACAGCUCGUCCUCUAUCCAAGAGACGUACGAUGUCAUCGUCAUUGGCGCCGGAUUUGCUGGGAUCAUUGCAGCACGCGACCUAAGCCAGCGAUAUAACUUGAGUGUGCUUCUCCUUGAGGCAAGAGAUCGUAUCGGGGGUCGCACAUGGACUGCCAAAGUGCUCGGGGAAGACAUUGAAAUGGGAGGCACCUGGGUCCAUUGGGGCCAACCUCAUCUCUACAGUGAGCUUCAUAGAUAUGGACUACACAAAAGUUUGAAGACAUCGGCAGGUACAAUCGCCCCAGAGAAGCAAUUUUUCAAACCUGCUGGUGGUUCACCCGAGCAAGUUUCACUUGGUGAGACCGAAGAAGCUUUGACGCGGAUUUCACAGGCUUUCUUCACUGUCGAUGGCCAUGAUAGUCGUUCUCUUAUGCCAUAUCCCCAUGAGCCAUUCAGGGAACCAGCUCUGUGGAGAAAGUAUGACAACUGGUCAGUGAAGGACCGAUUGGAUCGUUUAGAUGGAUUUACUCAGCGUGAAAAGGAUUUGUUCGAGUCGAACGCUAGCACAUUUGGCAGUGCACCAGGUGAGAACAUCGGAUUUACUGAAGCAUUGCGGUGGUACGCUCUAGGCGGACAUAGCAUGGCGAGAAUAUUCGAGUUGGCAGGAAUAUAUAAGAUUGGGAAGGGGGGUAUGACUUCUUUCGCACGGGCAAUUUUGCAAGACUAUGGUGGGGAUGUUUUGUUUCGAACUACCGUGAAAGAGAUCAACAAUUUCGCGUCCGGAGUGAAGAUCUUGACUUCGCAAGGCGAGUGUUUGAGGGCAAAGGCAGUCAUUUCGACCAUCCCGCUCAACUGUCUAGGAGACAUUAGAUUCAAUCCUCCCUUGUCUCCUCUUCGGCAAUCAGCGAUCGCCAAGGGCCAUAUCAACAAAGGUGCCAAGAUCCAUUUCAAACUGGAAGAAACAGAGCCAGGCUGGUUUGCAACUGCAAAUAGCUCCGGCGAUUCUUCUUACGUUUUCGCAUUUUCAGACCACAAUGGCACCCAGGCUUCUGGUCCAUCAGGAACCUGGUGCAUUGGGUUUGGAUACAACGGCAAGUUGACCGACAGGAAAGAUCACAAGCACAUUGUCGACCAAUUUCACAAUGCCAUUCAUCCGACUGCCAACGUUGUAGCUUAUGCAACUCAUGACUGGAUGAAUGAUCCAUUUUCAAAGGGUGUCUGGGCUUGCUGGGGACCCAAUCAUGCUUCGCAGUAUCUUCAGGAGCUCCAGAAACCUCAUGGGCGGGUCAUCUUCGCGAGCGCUGAUUGGGCAGAUGGAUGGAGAGGAUUUGUUGAUGGAGCAAUUGAACGAGGACAGCAAGCUGUCAAGGAUGCAAUCGGUGUCAUUGACAACAAUGGUCAAUCCAGAUUGUAA
This is a messenger RNA of Penicillium nucicola, 1473 nucleotides long. Its product is annotated as flavin monoamine oxidase family protein. Gene Ontology annotation, molecular function: oxidoreductase activity. The transcript has 2 exons. The record is from RefSeq and is a predicted model, not a curated record. Lineage: Eukaryota; Fungi; Ascomycota; Eurotiomycetes; Eurotiales; Aspergillaceae. The coding region runs from base 1 to 1473 and encodes 490 amino acids.